AUGGAGGCAAUGAAGAUGAAGCUUUUCGUGGCGCUUUUGGUGGCGAUGAUAGCAUUCGCUGCGAUUCAACAAACGGCUGCAGCCGUUGACGCUCCGGCGCCAAGCCCUACCUCCGAUGCUUCCUCGUUUAUCCCUACUUUCUUCGCCUCCUUGGCGCUUAUGGCCUUUGGUAACAAUGCCAUGGACAUUGUCUCCAAGAUCACAGGAAAGGAUCCUGAAGCUGUUAAAGCUGCCUUUGCCUCUGUUGGAGAGGACCUUAAGAAAAGUCUCUUAAACUCUGAGAUGGUGGAAUCAUGUUCCGUAAAGGAAAGAUUUGUCAACGUUGUACUAUCAGAUGAGUGGAUGGCCAAGAGCAUUGAAGAUAUGCUUGUACAUGGUAUUGAUAUUUGGGCUCCUAAACUUUCGGUUAAAAGAGCUGUAGUUGAUUUUUCCUCCCCUAAUAUCGCUAAAGUAAUGCACGUUGGCCAUCUCCGAUCAACUAUCAUCGGUGACACCAUAGCUCGCAUGCUCGAGUACUCGAAAGUUGAAGUUCUACGCAGAAACCAUGUUGGUGACUGGGGAACACAGUUUGGCAUGCUUAUUGAGUACCUGUUUGAGAAGUUUUCUGACUCUGAUCGCGCGACAGAGCUAACUGUUGAAGAACUUCAGACAUGUUACAGAGCAGCACAAGCUAGGUUUAAGUCAGAAGAUGACUUCAAAGAGAAGGCACAGAAAGGAGUGGUCCGUCUUCAGGGUGUUUCUAAGAGUGUAACCUGUGUUCCCCAGUCACCAACAUGGUUUCUGCGUAGAACUUCAACUUUCGAGUACUCGAGCAUGCGAGCUAUGGUGUCACCGAUGAUAGUUGAUCAUGCAAAUGAACGAGCACUAGGACUUCACUUGCUACGAUUUUCUGAGAAUGUUGAGGAGGCAUGUACGAACUUGUUACCGAACGUGUUGUGCAAGUACCUCUACAACUUAUCCGAGUACUACAACAAAUUCCAAUUUAAUUGUCAGGUUAUCGGUUCGGAACAAGAGACAAGCCGUCUCUUAUUAUGUCAAGCAACAGCCAUUGUUAUGCGGAAAUGCUUCCACCUUCUCGGAAUCACUCCUGUUUACAAGCUUUGA
Molecule: messenger RNA, 1104 nt
Organism: Microthlaspi erraticum
Lineage: Eukaryota; Viridiplantae; Streptophyta; Magnoliopsida; Brassicales; Brassicaceae
Source: the annotation of a GenBank genome assembly